GGAAGGAAAAAAACUACUUUGGAACAACACGAAAUACUGAUACAAUUUAUGGAAGGACAUCCUGAUUUAGCCCAAAAUAGGAUACAAAGUCUUGAGGCACGAAAACAAGCAGCACAUUUGUGGGAGCAGCUAGCAAAUGAAUUGAAUAGUUGUGGCCAUGGAGCUACAAAGUCAACAGAGAAAUGGAUGAAGUCAAGGAGAGACUGGCGUUUGGAUGUAAAAUCUAAAGCAUCCAAAUUAAGAAAUUAUCAGAAAGGAACAGGAGGAGGAGGUCCAUCACCAGCAUCUUUACAAGAAACAGAAAAGAGAUUAAUUGCUUUGAUGGGGAUAGAAUCAGUAAUUGGGCACUUAAGCGUAACAGAUCCUGCAGAGAUAUCGAUAUACAAAUAUUACAUGAAAUGCAGGCUCAAACAGAAACACUUAAAAAAUUGA
Messenger RNA from Mycetomoellerius zeteki, 432 nucleotides. RefSeq lists its product as uncharacterized. Gene Ontology annotation, cellular component: nucleus. Lineage: Eukaryota; Metazoa; Arthropoda; Insecta; Hymenoptera; Formicidae. The record is from RefSeq and is a predicted model, not a curated record. The annotation marks the transcript as partial. The transcript has 3 exons.